This is a messenger RNA of Pseudophryne corroboree (corroboree frog), 6301 nucleotides long. RefSeq names its product quinolinate phosphoribosyltransferase (gene QPRT). Lineage: Eukaryota; Metazoa; Chordata; Amphibia; Anura; Myobatrachidae. The record is from RefSeq and is a predicted model, not a curated record. Gene Ontology annotation, cellular component: cytoplasm. The transcript has 7 exons. The coding region runs from base 930 to 1823 and encodes 297 amino acids. Gene Ontology annotation, biological process: NAD+ biosynthetic process; quinolinate catabolic process. Gene Ontology annotation, molecular function: nicotinate-nucleotide diphosphorylase (carboxylating) activity.
UCUGAGCUUUGACCCUCUCACACGUCAAUGUGUAACCUGAUGUUUACUUAUUCUGAAAACAUACAAAGGGCCAAAGAUAUAUAUUACUAUCCAGAGACUGCUGUGAUCCGGAACCAUCACAGACAACCGAGCAAGGAUAACUACCUGCAUCAAGUUAUCCUGAUUGGAUGGAAAGGACUCAGGGGGAAACGACUCCUUCAGAUGCAGUGUGGUUUUACUGUAUAAAAAGAGGAGGCCUGUGAGCUCCAGAGUGUAUUAUACCAGUUUCAUUCUGCUGUAACAUCUUGCUGUAUUGCUGUUGCCCCUAGCAAUAGGGAAGAGUCUUUUUGAAGGCUAUUUGUGCAAAUAAACAUCUUCUGCCUCAAGAAAACCGAUUCAUCUUGUGACCUGCAGAGCUAGGCCAAAGCUAGCUCCGUUUUCCGGCUGUCCGGGGUGUGACCAGCGUCUCCCAAGUUCCGCCUUCCGCCAGCUACCAGUAGAGGCCUAGUCAAGCGACUAGUGGGGAUUCGUCAGCACCACACAGGUGUGGUAAGACAGUGUGUCGACGUAUACAGAGCAGAACUGUGGUUCCAGAUGCCACGGCAGGUUAGGAGUUUGGUGUUGGCAACGUAGUACUGCCCACUGCGCAGUGGGUGGAGUCAGUAAGAGGUGGUUACUGACGGUAAGCGGGAAUCCCCUAUGUGGUCAGGUCCCGUGUGACCUAAAACUCCAUUCUGUGUACUGAAGACGCGAAAGCGGUGAGGGCUUUCGUACGGAACCGUCCGGUCACAGACAGCGCACUUCGUUAAUCCCACGCUAGCUGCCCCCUUGACUGAAUCUAAAGGAAUACUGACUCUGAUUAAGAACAGGCCUACCUCUGAACAUUUGCUCACCUGAUUGAAAUGCUAAUUGAUCAAAGAACAUAAGAUUGCACUAGCUCCCACUGGACGAUGGCGGUGUCUGACAAUCUCGCAUGUCUCCUUCCCCGAUGUCGUCUUCAGCAGCUGGCUCGUGAUUGGCUGGCUGAGGAUGCUCCGUGGCUGGACAUAGCUGGCUGGGCAGCGUGUCGCAGUGGGCAGGAGUACCAGGAGGCGACGUUACUGUGCAAGUCUGCGGGGGUCCUGGCGGGGUCCCCUUUCUUUCAGGCUGUUUGUGAAGAAGUGGGGUGCAGCGUGCACUGGGAUCACCACGAGGGGGAAUGGCUGGAGCCGGUGGAAAGGGUGGCCACGGUCAGAGGUCGUGUCAGUGAUCUCCUCCUGGCGGAGCGCCCGGCUCUCAAUGCCUUGUCCCGGGUCAGUGGCAUAGCCACAAUGGCGAGGCAGGUGUCCGAGCAGGCCAAGGCAGCAGGGUGGCCUGGGAAGGUGACAGGGACCCGGAAGACCACACCUGGAUUUCGUCUACCUGAGAAGUACGGCCUGCUGGUGGGCGGAGCCGGAAGCCACCGCUACGGGAUGGGCGACCUGGUCAUGUUGAAAGAUAACCAUGUAUGGGCAAUGGGAGGAGUCCAAGAGGCUCUGCAUGGUGUGCGCUCUCUCGCUGGCCACACGCUGAAGGUGGAGGUAGAGUGCAGAUCCACGGAGGAGGCCCUGGAAGCAGCCGCAGCUGGAGCGGAUAUUAUCAUGUUGGAUAACUUCACUGCUGAGGCACUGCACCAAGCGGCGCUCUCAGUGAAGGCUGCGUACCCAGGAAUUGUGGUGGAGGCUUCUGGAGGGGUCUCUGCACAUAACCUUCUCCAGUAUCUUGGACCAAAUGUGGACAUGGUGUCAAUGGGAUGUCUCACUCAGGGGCCUCCAAGUGUUGACUUUUCUUUAAAAUUAGCUAAAGGUCUGAGGAACCCAUCCUGAACCUCCACCUCCUGCUCUCCAGACUUGUGAAGAGUCCUGAAGAUUCACCAAGACGGCAUUUACGAUCACAUGGCCUUACCCAAGGUUUUACCACUGCCCUACACUCAGGUGAUAGUGUCAUGCAUCGGCUAGUACAUGUGACAUACACAUGUGACUGUGACACUAGCAGGUGGCACAUACGAUAACUGGGACAUACAGAGAACACACAUAUAUAGGGAUCAUUCCCUCUCUGUUACCAUAGAGAUCAUUCAUUCUCCCUCCAGAACACAUAGACCAGAACGUGAGGUCAUGUAAGUGGGCAGUGCUCCAGGGACGGCAUAAAUCUGUAUUAUUACCAAUAGAAACACAAUGGACUGUAUAUAGCUGAGAUCCUGUGUGCACAGCUAGCGUAUACUAAUAGUAUAAGAGCGUUUUUCCUGGUCUGUUCCAAGUUGGCGCAGAAACUACUGAACUGAUUUUCAUGGACACUGCACCAGUUUGUAGUGGAAACUCCUAGAGGUAACCUGGUCUGCUUCAUCUCCGUCUGUCAUGGUAAAAGCUGAGCAAGAACAAAAACUAAAUGUAUCGUCAUCAAUGCAAGAGAUAGGUGUGGCACCAUGCUCGCGGCCGGUAGGGGGGGGGGAGGGGGAGCUGCUUUUGGGACUGCAUUCACAUGAAAUGAAGUAAAUAGGUGGUGUGAGAGUUGUGUAUGGGUGGUGUGAGAGUUGAGUAUAAGUUGUGUGAGAGUUGUGUAUGAGUGGCGCGAGAGUUGUGUAUAAGAUGUGUGAGAGUUGUGUGUGGGUGGAGCGAGAGUUGUGUGUGGGUGGCGUGAGAGUUGUGUGUGGGCGGCAUGAGAGUUUUGUGUGGGUGGGGUGAGAGUUUUGUGUGGGUGGCGUGAGAGUUUUUUGUGUGGGUGGUGUAAGAGUUGUGUGUGGGUGGUGUGAGAGUCGUGUGGUGUGAGAGUUGUGUGUGGGUAGUGUGAGAGAUGUGCGUGGGUGGCAUGAGCAUUGUGUGUGGGUGGUGUGACAGUUGUAUAUAAGUGGUGUGAGAGUUGUGUGUGGGUGGUGUGAGAGUUGUAUAUAAGUGGUGUGAGAGUUGUGUGUGGGUGGUGUGAGAGUUGUAUGUGGGUGGUGUGAGAGUUGUAUAUAAGUGGUGUGAGAGUUGUGUGUGGGUGGUGUGAGAGUUGUAUGUGGGUGGUGUGAGAGUUGUGUGUGGGUGGUGUGAGAGUUGUAUAUAAGUGGUGUGAGAGUUGUGUGUGGGUGGUGUGAGAGUUGUGUGUGGGUGGUGUGAGAGUUAUAUAUAAGUGGUGUGAGAGUUGUGUGUGGGUGGUGUGAGAGUUGUAUGUGGGUGGUGUGAGAGUUGUAUAUAAGUGGUGUGAGAGUUAUGUGUGGUGGUGUGACAGUUGUAUAUAAGUGGUGUGAGAGUUGUGUGUGGGUGGUGUGAGAGUUGUAUAUAAGUGGUGUGAGAGUUGUGUGUGGGUGGUGUGAGAGUUGUAUGUGGGUGGUGUGAGAGUUGUGUGUGGGUGGUGUGAGAGUUGUAUAUAAGUGGUGUGAGAGUUGUGUGUGGGUGGUGUGAGAGUUGUAUGUGGGUGGUGUGAGAGUUGUGUGUGGGUGGUUUGAGAGUUGUAUAUAAGUGGUGUGAGAGUUGUGUGUGGGUAGUGUGAGAGUUGUGUGUGGGUAGUGUGAGAGUUGUGUGUGGGUAGUGUGAGAGUUGUGCGUGGGUGGCAUGAGAGUUGUGUAUGGGUGGUGUGAGAGUCGUGUGGGGUGUGAGAGUUGUGUGUGGGUGGUGUGAGAGUUGUAUGUGGGUGGUGUGAGAGUUGUGUGUGGGUGGUGUGAGAGUUGUAUAUAAGUGGUGUGAGAGUUGUGUGUGGGUGGUGUGAGAGUUGUAUGUGGGUGGUGUGAGAGUUGUGUGUGGGUGGUUUGAGAGUUGUAUAUAAGUGGUGUGAGAGUUGUGUGUGGGUGGUGUGAGAGUUGUGUGUGGGUAGUGUGAGAGUUGUGUGUGGGUAGUGUGAGAGUUGUGUGUGGGUAGUGUGAGAGUUGUGCGUGGGUGGCAUGAGAGUUGUGUAUGGGUGGUGUGAGAGUCGUGUGGGGUGUGAGAGUUGUGUGUGGGUGGUGUGAGAGUUGUGUGUGGGUGGUGUGAGAGUUGUGUGUGGGUGGUGUGAGAGUUGUGUGUGGGUAGUGUGAGAGUUGUGUGUGGGUAGUGUGAGAGUUGUGUGUGGGUAGUGUGAGAGUUGUGUGUGGGUAGUGUGAGAGUUGUGUGUGGGUAGUGUGAGAGUUGUGUGUGGGUAGUGUGAGAGUUGUGUGUGGGUGGCAUGAGAGUUGUGCGUGGGUGGCAUGAGAGUUGUGCGUGGGUGGUAUGAGAGUUAUGUGUGGUUGGUAUGAGAGUUAUGUGUGGCGGUGUGAGAGUUCUAUAUAAGUGGUAUGAGAGUCGUGUGUGGUGUGAGAGUUGUGCGUUGGUGGUGUGAGAGUUGUGUAUGGGUGGUGUGAGAGUUGUGUAUAAGUGGUGUGAGAGUUGUGUGUGGGUGGUGUGAGAGUUGUGUAUAAGUGGUGUGAGAGUUGUGUGUGGGUGGUGUGAGAGUUGUGUGUGGGUGGUGUGAGAGUCGUGUGUGGUGUGAGAGUUGUGUAUGGGUGGUGUGAGAGUUGUGUAUAAGUGGUGUGAGAGUUGUGUGUGGGUGGUGUGAGAGUUGUGUGUGGGUGGUGUGAGAGUCGUGUGUGGUGUGAGAGUUGUGUAUGGGUGGUGUGAGAGUUGUGUAUAAGUGGUGUGAGAGUUGUGUGUGGGUGGUGUGAGAGUUGUGUGUGGGUGGUGUGAGAGUCGUGUGUGGUGUGAGAGUUGUGUGUGGGUAGUGUGAGAGUUGUGUGUGGGUAGUGUGAGAGUUGUGUGUGGGAGGCAUGAGAGUUGUGUGUGGGUGGCAUGAGAGUUGUGUGUGGGUGGCAUGAGAGUUGUGCGUGGGUGGCAUGAGAGUUAUGUGUGGUUGGUAUGAGAGUUAUGUGUGGCGGUGUGAGAGUUCUAUAUAAGUGGUAUGAGAGUCGUGUGUGGUGUGAGAGUUGUGCGUGGGUGGUGUGAGAGUUGUGUAUGGGUGGUGUGAGAGUUGUGUAUAAGUGGUGUGAGAGUUGUGUGUGGGUGGUGUGAGAGUUGUGUGUGGGUGGUGCAGGGGCGCGGCCGCAGGUAGACGCUAGUAGUAUAAUAUAAUGGAUAUAUGUGUAAGAUAAAGAAUCCACUAUCCACUAUGUGUAUCCAUUAUGAAUAUGAAUCUCCAGUAUACAUUAGUGAUUGCCAUUAAUGCCAGUCUCAUGUCACUGAGCGGGGAUAUGAUAUUAUUAUAAUACCAGUCCUCCAGGUAGAUCUGAUUACUCCAGUGACAGUCACUAUUUCCAGGCAGUGCUCCCUCUAGUGGGUAAGGGCAGAUGUCACAUACUCAGUGUAUGGGGUAAGGUACUGGGCUUAGCGUGUUUCUGGUGAGUUCCUAGUUGCCAUAUGUAAUAGAAUGCGAGAACAACCAAACUCGCUAGAAUCUUACCACAACCAUUGUGACACAACACGCUUGCUGGCUGUAAUAACCAAUGAGCUGCAGGAACCACACCAGAAUGACUCGCUAACCUAUAGAGGUCCAGGGAUGUCGCUGCCCCACCUGAUCAUAUAGUGUUAUAUAUAACAUAUGCCAUCCCUCCUGGGCGUAACCCGCACUGGCGCGUCUGCCUGGUAUUGGGAAAGUGGGGGGACAAAGAAUGUGCCCCCCCCCACCCCCCCUCAAUUAUUACAUUACCAGCACUUGAUCUGACCAGCAAGGGCUUAUGGAACAAAGAGGGGAGACCUGUAGUGCAGGGACCAGGACCAUGGACACACCAGGACUGGGUCAGUUUACACUAGGGCUGGUUUCCUCCGCACCAAAAAAUGUGCAGACCCCCCUUCUGGGUCCAGCCAGCCCUAGUACCAAUAGCAUUAGGGCCCAGAGAGGUAGGUUAGAUGGAGCAGCAGAGUUGGUGGAGAUGCACUUUGCAUCAGGGCAGUUGCCGGGGUAGAUGGUCCGGGUUAAUGAGUCUGGAGAGGGGCAGAGAUUGGACGUUCCACAUCAGGAGAGCAGUAGAUUUAGCUUGAGGAGGUUGAGUGUAACCUGUGUGAAAGCAGAGUAUGGCUCAGGAGGUUUGGAGGUUAUGUUUGUGUUAUCUGUUUACAAGGUUGAUUCAGUUUAUGAUAUUUUUUAUAAAAAUCACCCAACAAAUAGAAUAAAAACUAGAUUUUAUUGAGUGUUUACUUCCCCUGAGGAUUCCACAGUUCCAGCUUUAAGACGUUGAAGAGAGAAGAGUAGGGGACAAAGACGGGGAGUUGUGUCAGGCAGAAUGAUCAUGGGGCAACAAAUAAGCCCCUUUCAGACCACCCAAACAGAAAUAAAUUACAGUUGUGUCUUUCAUGGGUUUGGUUUACAAAAUGAGACGCAAUAUACAGCAAGUUGGGGAUUUGCACUGGGUGUGAGAGCGCACCCCCAGAGGGGUAAGAUAUCG